Molecule: messenger RNA, 693 nt
Organism: Diceros bicornis minor
Lineage: Eukaryota; Metazoa; Chordata; Mammalia; Perissodactyla; Rhinocerotidae
Gene: CUTA
Product: cutA divalent cation tolerance homolog
Exons: 6
Coding region: 129-593 (154 amino acids)
Biological process (GO): response to metal ion
Molecular function (GO): copper ion binding
Source: RefSeq, a predicted model, not a curated record
CCACGUGAGGGCCAGGAUUGGCUGGCUCUGGAGGGUCGGGUGGUCCGGUUUCUACUGUCACGUGGUGUGCGCUGUUUUCUUAUCACGUGGCUGCCGCCCAGGCCGCUCUGCUCCUGUCGCUUCUUUGGAUGCCAGCGCUGCUGCCUGUGGCCUCCCGCCUUGUGUUGCUACCCCGAGCCCUGCUGUCCAUGGCUUCAGGAAGCCCCCCGACCCAGCCCUCGCAGGCCUCGGGCUCUGGCUAUGUUCCCGGCUCCGUCUCUGCAGCCUUUGUCACCUGCCCCAACGAGAAGGUUGCCAAAGAGAUCGCCAGGGCUGUGGUGGAGAAGCGCCUGGCAGCCUGUGUCAACCUCAUCCCUCAGAUUACAUCCAUCUAUGAGUGGAAAGGAAAGAUUGAAGAGGACAGUGAGGUGCUGAUGAUGAUUAAAACCCGAAGUUCCUUGGUUCCGGCUUUGACAGAUUUUGUUCGUUCUCUGCACCCUUACGAAGUGGCCGAGGUGAUUGCAUUGCCUGUGGAGCAGGGGAACUCCCCAUACCUGCAUUGGGUGCACCAGGUUACGGAGGCAGUUUCUGACUCCAGCACAGUUCUACCCUGACGAGCCCUGUUCCUGCCAUGUUUCCCUCAUAUACUUCAAUGCCCUCUGACUUUCAGGUGAUGACUGGGUCCCUAAUAAAUCCUGUCUUUGGUUCUUGCCA